Messenger RNA from Histoplasma mississippiense, 1497 nucleotides. RefSeq lists its product as hypothetical. The transcript has a single exon. The record is from RefSeq and is a predicted model, not a curated record. The coding region runs from base 1 to 1497 and encodes 498 amino acids. Gene Ontology annotation, cellular component: COG complex. NCBI's taxonomy places the organism in Eukaryota, Fungi, Ascomycota, Eurotiomycetes, Onygenales, Ajellomycetaceae. Gene Ontology annotation, biological process: intra-Golgi vesicle-mediated transport; cytoplasm to vacuole targeting by the Cvt pathway.
AUGGCUGACCCGUUUUACGAACUCCUGGCGCCCUACUUUGAUUCCGUCGACACUCGCUCGCGCCCACCCCCUCCAACUUCAGAUUCGGUCACGUCCAAGUACCUCAACUACCUAUCGACACUUUCGCUAUCCUCACUGACGUCAACAGAGCCCCGGUCUCUUUCACAAUCCUCUCACUCCGCCCUAGUUUCGCUGCAGGCUCUCUCGAAUCGGUCUCAUAAAUCAUUCGUCACAGCGGCAGAUCACCUCUCCUCUCUCCGCUUUUCAAUACCACAAAUUGCUACAGAGGUGCGGCGGCUUCAACAUGGGAUUCCAAAACUGGAUGAAGAGGCUGUGCAUUUCUCCUCCAUCUACAACAAAAGCGUGGAAAACCCGAUGUUAGAUGGCAGGAAGAAGGCAAUGCAGCUGCUGAGGAAUGUGGACCGACUGUCCGAUAUAUUAGAGCUGCCCACCCUCCUUUCUACAGCGGUGUCUUCCUCAUCCGCUAAUGUUGGAACUACUGGGGCAUCGAACAUGAAUUAUUCUUCUGCCUUGGACCUGUUUGCGCACAUAAAACGAUUACAGACUCUCUACCCUGAUUCUUCGCUAGUUAAAGAUAUCACUCGACAAGCGGAAGAGGUAAUGAAGGACAUGACAAGCAAUCUUAUUGCCGCGCUUCGAGUCCAAAAUAUAAGGCUUGCUGCAGCCAUGCGAACUGUUGGUUGGCUCAGGCGUGUCGCCCCGGAGUUAGAGGAUACUAGUUAUAGAGAAACGCCUGCAAUGAAUAGUGAGGGAGCAUUUGGAGCACUAUUUUUAGUUUGUCGGCUGGCAAAUUUAAUAUCAAUGCUUGAAGCUCUUGAUCCGCUGAGAGAACUUGCAGACCAAGAAACACAGAGAAGGCUACAAGGCAAUGGGAAACAAAUAAGCUCAUCCACUACCAGCAAUGCUUGGCCCGCGGGUCAGCAAACGGAAAGAUUUUUGAAAAGAUAUAUUGAAAUCUACCGAGAACAAAGCUUUGCAAUAGUUUCCAUGUACAAAAACAUAUUCGCGCCUACACCGUCGGAAUCUACCCUGGUAUCCACAAGCGUGCCCGGUUUAGAUCUGCGGGAUCUGAGCCUCCAGACUAAGCAGGGAACAAAUUUGCGGAAAACCCCGGACCUUUUACCAUGUUUACCUCCCGCACUGGCGACGUUUCCGAUGCAUCUAGCACAGCUCUUGACAGAGACGUUGAAGGCGUACCUUCCAAAUGUCAAGGACAAGAGCUCACGAGAAAGCUUGCUUACUCAAGUGCUGUAUUGUGCUGGCAGCUUGGGCCGGCUGGGGGGAAAUUUUAGUAUGAUACUGUCAUUCCUCACUGAAGGGGAUGGUGAUAUGGAGGAUGAGGAUGUGAUCGUUCCUGAAUGGGAAGAAGUUAUGAAGAAGCACCGUAUAUUGUCAGAACGGCUGGAUCAGCUAACAUCCAGCGGGGCUGAUAAUGAGCCGAAAAUAAUCUCUCGGGUGGCAUCGCCCUCAACCUAG